ACCCCGUUGUAUUCAACCUGGCCCUCUCUCCUGUGAUCGACGGGGACUUCCUUCCUUAUGACCCUUCCAAAUUGUUCAACAAUAUGGCUGAUAUUGAUUACAUGGCUGGAGUCAACGACAUGGACGGACACCUCUUCACUGGUUUAGAUGUUCCUACGAUCAACUCCGGCCUGGUGAACACCCCUAUCGACGAUGUGAAGAGGCUCCUGGCUGCGUACACUAAGGACAAGGGCAAGGCCGGUGCGGACAAUGCUUAUUCCACAUAUACCUCAAACUGGGGCUCAAACCCCAGCAGGGAGACCAUCAAGAAAACCGUGGUGGAGAUCGGAACAGACUUCAUCUUCCUGGUUCCUACUCAGGCUGCCCUUUACCUUCAUGCUGCCAACGCAAAAACCGGCCGGACCUACUCCUACCUCUUCUCUGAGCCCAGCCGUAUGGGCGGCAUUACCAAGCCCUUCCCCAGCUGGAUGGGAGCCGACCACGCUGAAGAUCUGCAGUACGUUUUCGGAAAGCCUUUCUCCUCACCACAGGACUACUUGCCCUGCCACCGUGAUGUCUCUGGCUACAUUAUCGCCUAUUGGACCAACUUCGCCAAAACUGGGGACCCCAACAAAGGAGGUCAGAGUGUGCCCACUCCUUGGCCUCAGUUCACCAGCACUGGACACCAGUACGUGGAGAUCCAUCAUGAUAUGAACAAAGCCUAUGUGAGGCAGAAGUUGAGAAUACGUCAUGUGCAUUUCUGGACCAGCGUUCUACCCAACCUUCCCAUUUUAGCCUCAGAAUAA
Notothenia coriiceps (black rockcod) is the source of this 785-nucleotide messenger RNA. RefSeq names its product bile salt-activated lipase-like. Lineage: Eukaryota; Metazoa; Chordata; Actinopteri; Perciformes; Nototheniidae. The annotation marks the transcript as partial. The record is from RefSeq and is a predicted model, not a curated record. The transcript is spliced from 4 exons.